Molecule: messenger RNA, 183 nt
Organism: Huiozyma naganishii CBS 8797
Lineage: Eukaryota; Fungi; Ascomycota; Saccharomycetes; Saccharomycetales; Saccharomycetaceae
Gene: MIN6
Product: Min6p
Exons: 1
Coding region: 1-183 (60 amino acids)
Source: RefSeq, a predicted model, not a curated record
AUGUGGUUCUACCAACGCAACCCGCUAUGGGAAUGGCUGCGAAGGGCCGUGCAGAGGCCCGCUGACGUGUUCAUGUGGCUAUUCACGGGGAUCAUCGUCGGAUCCACGGUGUACUUGAUUUUGGGGCUCCCAGGGCCCCCUACAACCGGGCGCGACCGUCCCCGGAGGGGUAGAGGGCAGUGA